UUCCAUUCAGUGCCUCGGCUGCUUGCUGUGGGAUCCAUCUGACAGACGAUUAUGGCAAAGUUCCUGCAAGCACGCCGAAGGCCAACCAGAUACAAAAGGAGACAGUGGCUACUAAGUAAAUCUGGGGCUACCAAACACGAGCCAGAACAGGCACCAGAUCAAACCGUUACAAAGCAGCCUUGGCACGCUAACCUGAUCCCCACCGGAUGGUUCAGAUUCCCCCGAGCAAGGAAUGCAGUGAAUUCAAUAGUCAAGGCUUUCAUCUCAUUGUACUGGUGCGUUCACUGCACUAUCCAAAAGCACUUUAUUUUCGUCAAAAAUACAAUUUGUCCACCACUCAUCUGCCAAAGGGAACUACGCACGCUUAGGCAACGUUUACAAAAACUUGAAGCAGAAUUUUCCAAGCUACACUCAUCGCUUAAGGAUAAGGACGCUAAUUCCCACUUAGGAGAUGUUCGUUGUUGCUGCAUGUGCCAUCAUGGAAAAAAUGUACCCUCUAUUGUGGCACCGCUGGCAGAACAGUGUGUUCCUACAUCCCUCCUGCCACCUCCACCCCCUCCUCCUCCACCGCCACCACCACCUCCUCCUCCUCCUCCUCCACCACCAGCUCCUGUCUUUUCAUUACAAAAACGGCCUCCGGUUCUGAAAAAAGUUGAGCGUAACAGAGCAGCUAAGGAAGCCUCUGCUGGGCAAGAUGGACCCCUACAAAUCCGACUUGAAGAUCUCCUUAAUGUUAAGUUACGGAAGACAAGAACCAAUCUUGAGAAACGAAAGAUGGAAUCUAAUCCAAAAGAAUGUAUUCCACUAGUCACCAUAUCAGAAAUGCAAGGUGCAAAUCUAAAGAAUGGCUCAAAGAUGCCCCCACGGCGCCUCACAAACUAUUUUAUUGGAACUCCAAGCAAAAGCCCAAUAGACUUGAGACGGCGCCUAAGAAAGAUCAACAUGGUUAGAAGCCCUGGAGGAACCCCAAUAUAUGACCGUGAUAACAAAGAAAAUGGUACUGGACUGAAUCCGAUGAUGACAAGAGCUCUGAGGCAGAAAUUUCAGUUGGCUCACCCAAAAACCCCCUCUCCUUUAAGAUUAUCCCCAGCAAACAGAAGCUUUGAAGACGUUCUUUAAACCUGCAAAUCUGGGAAAUGCUCCGGUUGGCUAUACUUUGCUCUGUAAAAUGAUGGGUUUU
Molecule: messenger RNA, 1180 nt
Organism: Spea bombifrons (plains spadefoot toad)
Lineage: Eukaryota; Metazoa; Chordata; Amphibia; Anura; Pelobatidae
Gene: PRR11
Product: proline rich 11
Exons: 10
Coding region: 52-1119 (355 amino acids)
Cellular component (GO): nucleus; cytoplasm
Source: RefSeq, a predicted model, not a curated record